Messenger RNA from Paramecium octaurelia, 4048 nucleotides. The record is from the annotation of a GenBank genome assembly. NCBI's taxonomy places the organism in Eukaryota, Ciliophora, Oligohymenophorea, Peniculida, Parameciidae.
AUGCUAAUAAUCAUUUUAUUAUUCAAUCCAACCUGGGCUAAACUCAAUUUUUUAAAUCUAAAUUAAGAGAUUUCAUUGUACCCAACAGAAGGAGAAUUUUAUGAGUAUAAAUUAGAUGGUAGUUUAAUAUGCAAAAUCAAUCCUUAAGUUCCAUUUAUAAAAGUAGUGAAUGUAUUCGAAGAAAUAUACCAUACAUAAGGGAAUUGUAAAUAUUCAUAAAGUAAUUAUAGAAUUUAGAUCAAUUUCAUCCAAUAAUACACAUUUUGUUGGUUUGUCAAAUGAAAAUGAAAUCAUUAUGUAUGAAUGGAAGAAUUAGAUAAUGAAUUAAAUUGGGGAAUCUGUGACAAUCAAUUCUAUAUUUAAAUGCUUUAACAUUAAUUUGUCUUAAAGAUUUUCAAUCUUGAUAGAUUGUUAUUAGAAUAAUGAAUUCAUUUUAAUUCAAUUAAAAGAUACAUAAUCAACAAUUGCGUAUUCGAUGUAAUCAUCUAUACCUACUUCAACAAAAAUGUAUUCAAUUAUUAAUGGAACAAAUCAUUUUAUAGUCUAUGGCUAAUUUUUUGAGAAUUAUUCGAUGUUAUCACUAAUAUCAUCAUCUUUUAUAAACUAAAGUAACAUAAAUAACUAAUUUGUCGAUUUUGAUAUCCCAAUUACAAUAAGCCCUAACAUUUAUGCAAUUACUUCUUCAGAAUUACUUUAAAUAUCCAUAUCUUCAGAUUCUCAGUUUUAUAAAAAAUCCAAUUUUACAUCCUCUUUUUAUUUGUUUAAUUUUACUUUUGUUAAUGCUUAUUACAAUUUAAGGAGUUAUAAUUAAUGUGAUCAAAUAAUACUAUCUUCAGAAUAUCAGAUAGCUUUUCUACGAGGAUGUGAAAGUUUAAUAAUUUUAAAGCAUAGGGAGUAUUUUUAAGAAACAGUGAAAGUUUUCUAAAACAACUUAUUUAUAUUAUAUUAAUAAUAAAAUAAAAUAUCAGUUUAAGAAAAAUGGACAUUUUAACACCUUGCAAAUAAUCGAAAUCAUUUACCUAAUUCCCUAUUAUAUUUCAAUUCUGAUAAUGAAUUAUUCUCAUUUAAUUCUCAUAUUAUAGUUUAGACAAUUUAAUUUAGUUCUUUAUAAGUUAACUUAACGAAUUUUAAUGUUACAGGGAGUAAUUAUACCUUUUCAUUUAUUUGCUAAAAACAAUUUUAUCUUCAAACAAUUGAUGAUUAAAAAUUUUUUAUCUCUUCUUAAAAUUAUCUUUAAGUAUUAUCCUAGAAUGAUACAAAUGUAUAUGUAAUGUUUAAUUAAGAUUUUCCAUAAGAUCAAACUUUAUUGGGCAAUUCACUUACACAAAAUUUUUCAAGCUUUUCAGGAUAAUUAUUACAAUAUAAACUAAAUCCAGAUGGAAUACCUUUAAAUUUUAUAUAAAUGACCUCAAAAAAAUUUGUAGAUAUUUAAAAGAGUUAUCAAUUAGUAUAAUUAUUGCAAUAAUAUGAAGAAUACGUUAUUUAUUUAAUCGGAUAUAGUAAUUAUUCAAUUGAUGUUUUGCUAUGUAUUUCUGAAUAUUUAUAAAUAUACCCCAAUUGCAUUUUAUCUAAUUCAAUUCAAAUUUCUGUUAAUGCAAGUUCUUUAUAAGUUGCCUAAAGCAUUAAUACAUAAAUGAUUAUAAUUGGACUCAAUAGUAAUUAUACAAUCUAUUUAUUUUAAUACUUACUUUCGAACCAUAAAAUUAUUAGUUUUUCAAAUUAGACUUUUGAAAAAUAAUUCUUAGAUUUUGUAGUAACAUCUAAUAGUAUUAUAAUUCUGAUUUCCAAUCAAGAAAUUGAAAUAAUGACAUUGAAUUUUACAAAUACUUUUUCUUUAAAUGAAACCUCAAUAAAUAGACUUUUCAACAAUAUUCAUUUCAAUCCAAUAUAAAUAGUUGUGAAUGCAGAAUUAGUGGCAGCUGUCUUAUAUAUCAACAAUAUUAAUGAAGUCAUUAUAAUAUUAAUUGAUUAAUAUAGUUUUCCAAUACCAGUUUCCUUAAUACAUGUUAAUUUCGCUAUCAAAUAGGUAAAUUUAAUUUAUGAUCAAUUAAUUCUAUCAUAUGAAUGUAAUAAUGAUCAAGAUAUUUGCUUUUAAGUUUGGAAUGUGUAAAAUUUACAGAAAUAUUAUUAUGUAAAGAAUCUAUAUAGUCUAAAUAGUGAUAAUAUAGUAAAUAUUUAAUCUGAUAACCUGUUCUUAUAUAUUACUUUUAGCAAUUACACAGUUUAUGUUUAUAACCCUUAGUUACCUUAUCACAUGAGUUUAUACUAUAAAUUAGAAUUUUAAUCACCGAUUUAAUGCUCUAUGGCGCUUAUAAAUUCAUACAGCAUUAGCCAUUUUAUCAAAUCAAUAAUGAUUCUUCAUUCAAACAAUUCUAUUUAAGAACUUUAGAGUUAAUAGGAAUUUGAGUUGUCAUAGACAGAUUAAAAUUAAACUUUAAACUAUUCAAAAUUUUACCCAACAUUUAUUUAUAAUUAUAAUGUAACUUCAGCAUUAAAUGAGAAUACCUAUUAAUAGACUCCUAAUUAAAGUAUUACUUUAAAUUCAAAUUUCACAGUAUUUUAAUAUUAUUAACAUUAUUCUGUCAAUUUAAGUUCAGAUAAUAUAAUUCCUGAGUUAAAGAGUUUCUCAUAUCCAAUGAAUUUAAUUCUUGAUAGAUAAGUGCAAUUUUGUAUUUUAGAAACUAAUAACCAAACCAAUAAUUUAAACCGAUAUUGCGUUAUUACUGAUAAUAGUGGUACUAACGAAAUGAGCAUUAAGAAUUUCAACAAUUUUACCUUAAUUACUUCAAUAAAUAAUUAAUUCUUUGCUUUACAGAAUAACUUUUUCAUUUAAACUUUCAAUAAUACCUUAAAGUUUGUAAUGGUUGUGAACUAUUCAAAUUUAAAUUAGAUAAUUUGCCUAAAAUCAACAUCAUCUAAUUACACAUUAUAUUCAAUUUGUUAAAAUAGCACUUCAUAAUAUCUGCUUAACUUUACUUUCGAUUAGGAUAAUAAAGUAGAACUAAGUAACACAAUCUAACUUUUCUAACAGUUUUAGAGUAUUUCUAAAAUGAGCACCAUUUUGAACUAAAUUUUUAUUCUAGGUAGCUUUAAUAAUGAAUAAUAAUCCUUGUACUGGUUUAACUAAUCUAGCAACAUGUUUUAAUCUUUAUCUUAUUUCCCUUGUACAGAUUUCUCGCUUUCGUAAAUGCAAUUAAUAAAAGGAAAUUAAUUAAACUCAGUAAUUAUUUUCUAUAUAUUCAAUUAAUAACCAUCUUAUAAAAUAAUGUCUAUUAAAAAUGAAAAAAUCAAAUUUUAUAACGAAGUAUUUGUUUAAAUUGAUAUUUGCUAAAAGUAAUAAACCUGUUAAGCUAUGUUUAUGAAUUAUACAUCAGUUCUAAUUAUUUCAUCGACCAAUAAAUUUUUAUUAUUUAUUGUGAGUGAUACAUAAUAUAGUUAUAUUUCAAGCACAAAAAUAAAUCUAGAAGAAAUUUUGAAAAUUCACAAUUAAAAAAAGAUCUAAUAAAAAGCUAUUUUAAUAAGAACUAUUCCAAAUUAUGGGAAUUUAAUCAAUACUGGUAAUUCUUUUUAUUAAAAUGGAAUUUUGGCUCAGCAAUUUCAAUAUUCAAACUAAAAUUAAUAUAUAGUUGGAAUUUAUUCUUUGAAUAAUCUGUUAAAUGAAAACUUAAUAGAACCCAUUUUGAUGUAAGGUUCAUUUAUUACUUCAAUAUCUGAUUAUGCAAUAAUUUUUGAUUAAUAAUAAAAUCAAGGAACAAUUCUAUACAUUUCUGGCUCAGAGAUUUGGAGUUGCGCAAUAGGUACUUCGAAUUUGACAUGUCUUGCUAAUUCACGAGAAGAUUAUAUGAACAUUUUUAUCAACUGCAGAAACCAAUUUUCAUCUGGCUUUUACAACAUUUAAUUUAAUCUGCCUCCAAAGUUUCAUUUUGACUUCGGUCCAUCUGCCUAUAUUCUAUUUUUGAUUACUCUAAUAUUGCUAUUAUGUUUUGUCCUUAAAGUUAAAUACAAGACAAGAAAUUUUAGGUAUAUCAAUUCAGAAGUUGAAUUAUGA